Podarcis muralis (Common wall lizard) is the source of this 7558-nucleotide messenger RNA. RefSeq names its product serine/threonine kinase 33 (gene STK33). NCBI's taxonomy places the organism in Eukaryota, Metazoa, Chordata, Lepidosauria, Squamata, Lacertidae. Gene Ontology annotation, biological process: protein phosphorylation. The record is from RefSeq and is a predicted model, not a curated record. Gene Ontology annotation, molecular function: protein kinase activity; ATP binding.
CUGAGGAGGGCGGGGGGGAGGGGGUUGCAGGGAGGAACGUCUCCGCGCUCUGCGCUACUUUGUCCCUGCGAGGCCCCUGUACUACCCGCGGUGCCCAGGCUGGGCGGCUGUGGAGAAAAGUUUCUGCAUGCGCGAAGGGGCUGAAGAGCCGGCCGGGGACCGAGAGGCGGGAAAAAGCCGCCACGGCAGGGCCGCGGGGUCGGUGAGGGAAUGGGAACAUUUUGAAGUUACAGUGGUGUUUCGUGCGACCAAUCAAAUGUGAGUGUAUCAGGUACCUCCAGAAUUUCAGUACCUUCCCUGUCCCUCCGCAGUCUGCAUCAUCCUGAUCCCAAUCCGAACCUCCAAAUUCCACCCACAAGAGUCUGUAUUGCCAUGGUGCAAAAUUUGAUUUUAUUGGGAAGAAAACUUCACAGUGACCUUCAGCAGAGUAACUAGAAUAAUAACUCACUCCCUUCCAUGACAGUGCUACCUAUUUCAACAUGGUCCUCACUUUUUGAGCUUUUUGUUUUGCUUCCUUCAACAGUGGACACUGAGGUGCCAAUCUUUGUGCUACUGUUUAAUUUGCACAGCAGGAUCUACACGACCAAACAGAUGGCUGAUCUCAGUCAGGAAAAUACAACUGCAAAAUGUACAGAGUGUUGCACAUCAUUUGAACCAAGCAAUGUUGUGCUUUUUUGCCCCCGUUGCAAUAAUGGCACCAUGAGCCCUGAACAAGCUGUAGUAGAGAACUCAGAUUCACCAGCUACUUCAGUGAGUGAAUGUUCGGAUCCCGAAGACACCUUGUCAAAGAAACAAACAUCUUAUUUAGCAAAUAUGCCAAAGUCAGAACUAACAGACUCUCAGAGGAAAAUGCUCAUUACCACCCCAGGCAUUCGUGGCAGUAAUACAGAUUUCAAAGUUCCUCACACGCGAAUAGAAGAUGGAGCAGCAAUUCAGCAAAUUUAUUCAUUUGGAAGGAAAUUAGGACAAGGCAGCUUUGGUGUGGUGAUUGAAGUAACAGACAAAGAAACAGGCAUGAAGUGGGCAAUCAAGAAAGUGAACCGGGAAAAGGCGGGGAGUUCUGCAGUAAAACUACUUGAAAGGGAAGUGAGCAUCCUAAAAACAGUAAACCAUGAGCAUAUAAUACAUCUUGAACAGGUGUUUGAGACUCCCAAGCGUGUGUACCUUGUAUUGGAGCUAUGUGAGGAUGGAGAACUUAGAGAGAUUCUACAAAGAAAAGGUCAAUUUACAGAGAAUGAGACACGGCACAUCAUUCAGAGUCUUGCCUCAGCAAUAGCAUAUCUUCACAAAAGAGAUAUUGUUCACAGAGAUCUGAAAUUGGAAAACAUUUUAGUUAAAAGCAGUGACAUUGAUGAAGAAAAUGAAAUGAAAUUAAAUAUAAAGGUGACUGAUUUUGGUUUAGCUGUACAAAAGAUGGGAGGAAGUGAAAGCAUGUUCCAGUCUACCUGUGGGACUCCUAUCUACAUGGCCCCAGAAGUGAUCAGUGCACAUGACUAUAGCCAACAGUGUGAUGUUUGGAGCAUAGGUGUCAUUAUGUAUAUGCUAUUAUGUGGUGAUCCACCUUUUAUGGCAGGCUCUGAAGAAAAGCUUUUUGAACUUAUAAAGAAAGGAGAUCUUCAUUUUAAACAUUCAAUCUGGGAUACAGUCAGUAAGGCUGCCAAAGCUGUGUUGGAGCUGCUUCUGAGAGUAGACCCUGCCCACAGAAUGACUGCUAAUGAAUUGCUUCACAUCCAGUGGAUAACAGGUGAAACAGACAUUUUCCCAAGGCCAUGUAAUGUCCUAGAAUUGAUGAAGAAGUGGAAUAACGACAUCAACACAGACAAUAGAGAAGUAGACCUUCUGGAAGUUGAACUGAAUGGCGCAUCAUCAACUUCACAACAAGAAAUCCGUGAAGAACAUGAUAGACUUGCUAGCAGCAAUGGCAACUUAGAGGCCAGUAUAGAAAGAGAAACAGAGAGUGGGAGCAGCAAACCCUCCACGCCGACAAAACAAGUAAAAGUUAACCUGACUCAUAAGAAAAAAACACACAGCAACACUUUACCAAAUGGGACAUUGCGGAAGAAAAGUUCAUAUAACAAGUCAGCUUCCAACAUUCAGAGUAGUGGAAGUGGGUCGGUCUCUCCAGGAUCAGUUGUGAAACGGAUGCAGGAUAGCCAAGAGAAGAAAACUGAAAUGGAAAAGUCUUCCUUUUCUCUGAGUCAUGGGUCUCCAAGCAAAAGUUCACAAAAAUCAACUACCCUUAGUGGCCUACUCAAAACGAAAAAGAAAUCUUAGGGGGUAUCCAUCAACUCAAAGCAAAGUUCUUACGAAGUAACUAGUGCCGAUGCCAAAAUGUGGCAGCUUUAUAAAAAGGACCAAUGUAGCCUGAACUCUUUUUGCCUUUUUUUGUCAUUCUGAGAUCUAUAAUCAUCAAGAGAGCUCUAGCUUCACAGUAGUGCUGAUAAAAGUUCUGAAGCAGUGUGAAUUCCUAACCUAUGUGAGGGCAUCCACUGGUCGUAUUACUUUCAGAGCAAGAGCACAGAAUUGUGUAAAAAUCGGUCUUUUAUUUAUUGUAUUGUUCAGGCAAACGACUGGUUUCUUUCAAUCUACUUUCUAUGUUUUUCCUAAAUUUGCUUUGUAUUGUCACAAACAUUUGUUGCGUGGGGGAAUAAGGAGCCAAAAUAUGUAAUGGCUCGGUGGUAUGUAUGUAUUUAGAUUGUGCUUAUAACCCUGUAGGCAUUAUAACUUGUGUACCAAGGUCAAUGGAUUUUGUUUCUGAUAUUUUUAUGGCACUUUAGUUUGUUUAGAAAACAUACUUUAAACAUUUUUAGGUAUUAUGAAAACUGCUGAGGUUCAUAUUGCUGCUAAAACUCUUGUGUGUUCAAAUAAAACAGAUCUUAGAAAAAUAUUUUUCACAUGCUAGUUAAUCUUCAUUUUUGAAAGGAUGGAUUGUGCCGCAGAAGAAUCAUAUUUUUGUAAUAUGAUUCUUUUCUUUUAAAGAUAAAGCUCUUUUUGCUUGAAGUUCUUUCAUUAGAUUAUUCUUGAAUGCUUACACUUGACACAUUUUGCACUGUGAAUUAUUCAGGCUGUCAGGCUAAAUAUUUGUGUAGUGGUCUCAUUCAUAUGCUUAUAUAACAUUUGGUUCUUUUCAAACUUUUGUGGAAAAUUGAGUGUAGGUCUUCCCAUGAUUGCAAGCAACCGUGGGUCCUCAGUUUAUGCAGAAAUACCAGGUACUUCAGUGAAGCCUGUGAAUGAAGCAGAUUUCAUUCUUCUUCUGUCACCUUCCCAAGAUGAUUAUGGAGGGCAAUGCCAAGGGCCCAGUUCCAUGUAAGCUGCAGGUUCCCCAGAGGUUUCUAGUUCCUGGUACCUGCAUGUGACUUAAUGUGGGCACGCUGCCACUCAGACUUUUCAAGCCAAUGAUGGCAUUUUAUAUGUUCACAAUAUCAUUUUGGAUUUAAUUUGUAUGACUUGAUAAAUAAUUCGAUAUGUCCAGAUAAAUAGUUGGAUACAUCCAAACUUUCCCCAAAUAUGUAUGGGUGAUAAGGAGGUUGCCUCUUUCUACUUCAGAUCUUGAUGUCUUACCUUUACUUCAUGGGAAGAAUUUAAUAUUUUACUAUUAAUGUGUAUUAGUAAAGUUACAAAUGUUAUAACCAUUUACAUUAAAGUACUUCUCUUAAUUUAGCUGGUCUUAAAAAUUACACCCCCCAAAAAAAUACAUUCAGGCUAUUUUCAGCAAAACCUUGACCCAGAUACUGGAUCUGACAGCCUCUCUGGUUUGAUACGAAAUGGUCAGAGUAUCUUAAAAAGUCGAACUAGCUUUCUGAGUCUCCUGACAGAGGUGCAAUAGGUCCCUUUUGUUCUAAAAGACCAGAUCUAGUUGGCUAUUAGCUCUUGGCACCAGUUAUUUUCCUUUAGUCAGAUAAUUGCUUGUAGGGUAUGCCAGGACAUGCUCUAUUAGAGCUGCAAAGGCAUCAUUAGCCAGCCUCAGGUCAAUCCUACCUGAUCGCAGGACUGGGUUAGUUGCAAACUGACUAUGUAGCGUUAAGGCCGAUUCUAUUUUGUGUUCAAAUAAGUCCUUGACUAUUGUAAAUGGAAUUUUAAUGACUGGGGCUGAUAUAUACUGUGCCCUUUGCUCUUUUGUACCCUGGACCCAGGGACAUAUAGAAUUUUAAAUAAAAGAAAAUAUGUCAGUCACGUUACCUCACAACUGGGAGGACUUGUUUACGUACUUAUUUAAAUACAUAACUUUUGCUUUGUUAUGAUGAAACUUUGGGUAGCCUCUUCAGUGCACUGCUUUUAUAGUGGCUAGUAUCUUGGUUUUGAAGUUGGAAAAUCCAGGGCCAAAUCGCCAUUUACCUUGAAGCUUAAUGGAGCAUCCUUGGGAAUGUCACUGUCUCUUAGUGCUGCUAUGAAAUUAUGGGAGGAAGGUUGGGGUAGAGAUGCAAAAGUUAACACCACACCACCAUAUACUCAAAAGCUUUGCCCCCUUAAAAGUAUCUAAACCUUAGAGCGCUUUAUAUUAAAAUGACAGCUUGCCUAUGCUAAUGCUUGUAUAGUUUGUAGUCAGUUGCACCACUGGGAAAACUGGAGGAAAGUACCCAAUCUGACAAGGCCUUAAUCAACAGCAGUCUGAUCCUUUAAAAAUGCAAUACUAGUUCAUUUGUUCAGCCUAUCUACAUGAAAAUUUGAUAGAUACAAUCACCUUGAAGAAUGUUUCAAAUAUUCAUGCUAUCUAGAGAUACAACAGAGAACCUUUCUACUUAUGUUUUAAAAAGGGGGCCUGUGAGCCAUGCAAGCAGCUUUCACAAGUAUUAGCUUUGUUACACUGUAGAAUUUUACUAAUGAUGUAUUGAACCUAGUUAGUGAAACAGCUGUGGCUGGCUUUUACAAUGUAUUUAUUUUGUAGAAUGCAUACUUUCUGCCCACACUCAGUGCUACACAAGAAAGAAAUGAGAUACAUGAAAAUGCCAAGCUAAAACGACUGUUGAUGAUCCCCCCCUCCCCCAGAAUUUCCUCAGAGUCAGGAGAAAAUUAUGUCUCAGGACUGAAUUUGGUACAUUCUGCACUGCUUCCUCACAUUGUAUCGUAUCACAUCAGUAGGUAAAACUGUACUUUAUUAAUAUAUGGUUUAGAUUCCGUGCUGGGUGCACAAUAUCAUUUAUGAGUAGCAGCAAGAUAUAUGUGGAAGUGUUCACAUUAUUCUUGCUCCACCAGGGUACAGUAGCAGUGUUGUUUCAAUGUCAUUUCUAAAAAGAUUUAAGAAUUACUCCAUAAUUUUGUUUUGCUUUGACUCUAUCUGCAUAUCAUAUUUGUACUGGUGAAAACAUAAUUUGGAAAGGAUGCAGAAUAGUUGUGUAUAUUGUGUGACUUGAUAUACAAGAGCUGCAGGGUUACAUUCUACUCCUGUAUUACAUGCUACCAUCCUAGGCACAGGUGCUAUCCAAUGUUUUCUUUAAGUUACAGCAGCUGUUGUUCAAUUUAGAUGGAGGAAAUUUCAUACAGUGCUUGUUUUCUUGCUCUGUGCAAGUUACAUACUUAACAGAUUCCUUCAUACCCUGUCACUUAAAUUGUAUCCUUGGGAUUUGGAUAAGUAGUUACAGCUGCUUUUAACAAACAAAUGGUAUCAAUUUGAUCUGAUUUACUUAGAACAAUAGGGAUAUUCCAGGAUUCAGAAGUGGGAAAUAGCAUUCUGUGUGUGGGCAUUGCAGAAAAAAGACCAGAAAAAAAUUCUCAUGGAUGUGGGGUGUGGGAUGGUUGGGGAUGAUGAGAGUUUUACUACAGCAACAUAUGGAGGGCCAAAAAUUAACCAGUCCUGGUCUAGGAUCUAUAUUUUUGGGGAAACGAUAUGUCUCCACUUUCCCUCCCUUUCAUCUUCAGAGAAGGCAUUCUUUCUGCAUUGUACUUACAUUACCUCCUAUAGUAACAGGGAAAUGAAGGGGAGAUUCGCAUUAUAAGAGAGGAGGGGAUUUUUGUUCCCCCCAAGGGUUCUUGAAAAGGGGUAUCGCUGUGGAGAAGGGAAGAACAUUAUUUUAAAGGCUGCAUAAGCUUGCAUAUGAUACAGAAGAAAAUUCAUUUCACAGAAGAAGAAAAAGAAAGCAUUACCAAAACUGGAUGGGCAUCUGAGUAGAGGGGGAUUGUGUCUUUUGGACAUCAUGAACCUGCUCACAACAUUAUAUAUGUACAUUGCAGGAGUAUCGGUUUCGAUAACUGCCUUGAAUUUGGGAGGAAGUGAAGUGAAUUAAUGUUUUGUGGCAGGCAUCAGGAGUUCCUCAGUAAGCAAAUGAGGUAGAAAACAUUAAAGCUGUCUUACAACAAAAGAGCUGCAAGUCAAUAUUGGUUUUCCUGAAAAAGAAGUAAUCUAUUCUAGCUUUUAUUGGUGAACUCUCACCAUUUGCUCUCACCAAUAUAACUGUUUAUAGGGCUAGCAUUCUCUUACUUAACCCAUUCUUUUACUAACACAGGGAUAACCAUAUCCUCCUCUAUGUCUCAAGUUGUUUCUGUUGCUAGGGAUGCUUAUGAUCAGGUUAGGCUGCUUCACUAGCUAUUUCUGGAGCAGGGUAGCCUGUCCUCUGCUCUGGUGACCUACUACCUGGGCUACUGUAAUGUGCUCUAUGUGAGGCCUUCCUUGAAGAUGGGUUGGAGGCUGCAGCUAGUGCAGAAUGUGGUUGCACUGGCCGCUAACGAACUACUGUGCCCAAUUCAAGAAGUCAGUACUUGUGUACAAAGCCCUAAUUGGCUGGGGCUCAAAUACCCAAAAGAGUGUCUUCCUUAAUAUCAGCUGGGAGAUUAUGUUGGUGGUGCCAUUGCUGGGUGCUCCCUGGUUGGCACUGACCCACGGCAGGGCUUUCUCGAUGACCCUUCCCUGUUUGUGGAAUGUCCACCCUGGCAUGAUGCAUCUGUGUCCCUCAUUAUUAACUUUCAGGACAACUUUGAUGACAAAUAAUGCUUCCUUGCAACUUUAAAAUUAUCAACUCCAAAAGCAUGUCACUCCUUUCCAUAUUUUUAGAUGUGUUUAUUUUUUUUAAGGUUUGAAACAUUUACUUUUUUUUUUAGUUGUUUGUAUUUAUCAUUUGAUCUAUGACUUUGGUGUCUGCUAGCCUGGGCUCCUUUGAGAAGCAAAGCGGGACAGAAAUUUAAUAAAUAAAUUUUAUAGGUCAAUUUGUUUUAACUGAAACUGAUUUGUAUGAUACCAUGGAUUUGCGUAGCUUGUUAAAAUUAUAACAUCUAAAUAUUCUGUGAGCCCAUAUAAGUUUAAAAUCUACUGCUCAGUUAUUUCCACAGUAGUUUCCUUACUGGCUCCAUCAAAUUCAGGACAUUCAAUGAUAAUUUAAAUAUACAUUUUUUCCAGUUUGAAGUGCUGGUCCACAGCUAAAUCUAAUGAUUUAUAUGUUCAUGUGUGAUGGAUGGAAUAGUAUCUACCCUUAUUUUUACUGGACGUUUCUGCAAAGGUCUAAGGGAUUGUUUAUAUCAACAUAGGUUUGGCUAUGUUGGCACCAGAUAUAUUUCACAAUUGUCCAUGUCUGAGUGCCCUUGCCUUUCUGCUCUGUAUGUCCAUUGAAUAAAAAAUAAAGUCAGUCAG